Messenger RNA from Truncatella angustata, 360 nucleotides. RefSeq lists its product as uncharacterized. Bases 1 to 360 code for a protein of 119 amino acids. The record is from RefSeq and is a predicted model, not a curated record. NCBI's taxonomy places the organism in Eukaryota, Fungi, Ascomycota, Sordariomycetes, Amphisphaeriales, Sporocadaceae. The transcript is spliced from 3 exons.
AUGGAUAGGGCGGGUAUGAUGUACCGGUACAUGUGCUGUAGAAUGCUUCGUAGACUGCAGUUUGACAGAGUUCUGAAACCAACAAACACAGCCGUCACCUCGCUGCAAAAAGAGUUUUGUCAAAGGCCCUAUGGGGUAUGGUCUGCUUUGAAAGCAUAUCUAUAUCUGCAGAAGUCCUUGCUUCCACCACCUUAUGUGGAGCGAUUCUUUAACUCCGAGAGCACAUGCAAUGCAGUUGAGAAGAAUCUGGAUAUUUUCGGCGACACACACAAUACUAACGACAACUCUCCUCCCUUUGUUACUGGCACUCUGAAUGCGACUUGCGAUUUGUCUCUCAAACUCUAUGAGGCCAUGACUUGA